Molecule: messenger RNA, 2772 nt
Organism: Symbiodinium natans
Lineage: Eukaryota; Dinophyceae; Suessiales; Symbiodiniaceae
Source: the annotation of a GenBank genome assembly
AUGGCUGGCGAGAUCUAUGAAGUUAGAGGACUUCUGAAAUUUGGGCGCGGCGGUCCAUCUUGUCCUUCACACUUGAAGGGGAAGCUCGUUCGCUUAGAAUGCCUAGAAGGCGAAGUAUUCGAACUUCCGGCUGAAGCGGCCUGUUUGGCCGGGCGUGUUCGAAGCCUCGUGACAGAGAAUGGUUGCGACCAUGUGCUCAAGUUUGAGGUGAAAAAGGCGACCAUGUCCAAGAUUUGCGAGUAUUUGAAGCAUCACAGGGAUCACAGCGUUAGUGAGAUCACUACUCCACUGCCCAGCAAUGAUUUGCGAGACUGUGGAGCGUCCCGCUGGGAUUGCAGCUUUGUGAACGUCGAUUUCGAGACGUUAUUUGAUAUCGGAUUUGCCGCCACAACUUUGGGCAUUCCGAGCCUGGAUUUUCUCAUCAAUGCCAAGCUCGCAUGCAUGACCAACAACAAAAGUGCGGAUAAGUUGAGAAGGGAGUACAAGAUGAUUAACGACUUACCCGCGCAAGAGGAGGCAGAUCUCAGGCGAACUUAUACAGCCCUGCAGAAGCAGCAUGGCGAAGAUGUGGAUGUCGAUUUAUCGCAACUAGCUGCGGCGAGCAUCUUUCAUAGCGGAAUGACGGCUGCCAGGACGCAGCUGGAAAGCAUCAAGAACGGCGAGGAGGAGGUCCAGGCCACGCCGACUCUGAAUCCCAAGAGUUGGCGCUAUGGGAUGUGGUCUGCCGGUGUCAAGAAAGACUGGCAGUUGUUAGCUGAUGCUCCCUAUGAGAUAACCAAUGAUCGCGAGCUAGUGAAGGAUGCCAUUCUUUCUAGCCAGGGAAGGGCCUUGAAGUAUGCCUCUGUGGAGCUUCGGGCAGAUGAGAACCUGGUGCUGCUGGCAACCUCUUUCUUUGGCACCGCCUUUGCAGAUGCCGCCCCCGAACUGCUAGGAAACAGGAAGUUUGUUCUUGCCGCUGUUGGCAGCCACGGCGCUGCCUUGGCGUAUGCGUCGGACGCGCUGCGUAGUGACAAGAGCUUCCUGAUAGAGGCCGCGAAAGCAGGAAGCGGCUGGUGCUUGCAGGGGGCGAGAGACAGCCUCAAGUCCGAUCGGGACUUGGUGUUGGAAAUGGUGGUGCAUGAUGGAGCAUCGGUGCGAUUCGUAUCCGAAGAGCUGCAGAAUGACAAGGAGUUUGCAGUUGAGGCUGUGAAGAGAAAUGGCGCAGCUUUAAAGUUCCUGCUGCCUAAGUUCCAAGCAGAUGUAGAGAUAGUGCAAGCUGCAGUUGCCCGAGACCCACGGGCGGCCUCUCAUGCACAUGCCUCACGCCGGCAUGAACUCGGACUUGAAGGCGAAGCUGCUUUGGGGGAGACCCACCUGGCAAAGGAAUAUGCAGCGCAGGCAGAGGCUGGGCAAGCAAAGGCUGAGAAAGCCGAGGUGGUUUCUGUGGCUGAUCUCGGCCCUCGUCACAUGCCCUGGCAAGAAGCCCUGGGGCGCUUGAACUACACCACCAUGAAGUUGGGCAAGUUUGUCGGCUUUUCUGCCGGCAGCACCAUGACGGGAAACCUGGGGCAAGGAAACUACGUGGCAGCAAACGCCCUGGUUGACAUAUUUCCAGCGCGGAACAAACCGGAGGUGGAUUCCUCCACGAUCAUGUGGGGCGGGGUUGGGGGUGGCAUCGGCAUGCGCUGGAAGAGCUUCGCCUCAAUGGAUGUUUUAGGCUUCAUCGAAGACGGUCUGCUCACCAUUGGCGAUGCAAGCAAGGCCGUGCAGUUUACCUGUACGAAGAUGCAUCCGCCACCUUUGUUUAUGCCGUCCAAAUUUGACAUUGAAACGCGAAAGCAUUUCUUGACCCCAACUGCGGGGAUGAUCAAGCUGGAGAUGCCGGAAGCUGAAUCCGAGGCUGCGAAAGCAGCCGAGGUUGCUGGUGACUGGCAGGGACUAGCAGCGACCAGAGAUCGCGAGGCAUUGAAGAACCUCGAGACCGUCGAUCGCCGACCCGUUCCAGGGAAUAUGGGCUCCGAGCUGGCAAACUCACCACUGGGUGGCUGGCCUGACCUUUUGAUGAACGAUGCGCUUGACUUGCGAAAAGGGAAGAUGAAGCAACCGCUGCAGACGGGCACGCGGAUUGUUUUGACCGGCGUCCAUGGCAAGAACGGCCUGACUGGUUCGCUGUCCCAAAAGUUCAGCGAGGGCAAGUGGAAGGUGCAGAUUGACGGCGUGGGCAGCGCUAUUCUUCACGAAGACAACUUCGAGGUUAGUGAUUCGCUGGUUGGGCAACGCCCCAUGGUUGAUCAGGUGGUCAAGGACGAGAGGACAGCCCUGCGCCGUGCAAAGAUCCAGGAAAAGCGUAGUCAGUUGCUGGAGAAGAAGGCAGCGAGGAACCAGGCGAUGGAGAAGAUCGUGACCACCGUCUCGCCCAGUUCAGAGUCGGUACCCACGAUGGUGCCCAGACGAUCCUACUUCAUUUCGGGGACGUGGAACGGUUGGAGCGCUGAGGAGAUGCGAUGGAGCGCGGAGGAGGGCUACUUCUUCCAUUCCGUGUGCAUCGGUGAGUCUGGCCAGGAGGCCUUUCAGGUGCUGCUGGAUCAGCAAGGCACUACUUGCCUGCAUGCUGGCGAAGUUCCACAAAGAUGCCAGGGAGGGGUGGUGGUUCAAGGCCCUGACCCCAAGUGGAGGUGUGAGGGCUUCGACUUCAAGAUCUCCAAGGUUCAGGCCGGAUGCAGAUGUAGCGUGCGGCUGUUACUCGACGACAAAGGCUUUGCCAAGAAGGUGCAUUGGCUGCCCUUGCCCUAA